Gryllus bimaculatus (two-spotted cricket) is the source of this 711-nucleotide messenger RNA. The record is from the annotation of a GenBank genome assembly. Lineage: Eukaryota; Metazoa; Arthropoda; Insecta; Orthoptera; Gryllidae.
AUGUGGAGGCGGCGGCGGGUAGUUUGCGAGGAGAACGGCGCGGCGCUGUGCUUCCCCCGCGAAUGUACGAGCGGCGGCGACGAUGCCUACCUGGAGAUUGCACGAGGGCCUGGACCUGACGCCGGGCGCCCGGCGCGCGCUGCAGCCUGGGCGGCGGAGCUGGGCGGCGCGGUGCGGCGGCGUGGGCGUGGCCCGGCGCGGCGGCGGGGGCGUGGCACUGGGACCUGGGCGUGCGCCGUGGCGCGCGCGCCUCGCCAGCCCCCGUUCCCGAGUACGGCCACCGCCCUCGCCGACCCCGCGCGCCCGCCCUGGUUCACCUCGCCGCUCGUCUUCUGGCUGUCGUCCUGCCUGCUGCUCAGCUGGCCCCUGCGGCUGCUCGUCGAGUACAACACCGCCUACGUGCACUACCAGGUGACGAAGCUGUUCGGUGUUAACUACGAGCCGCCAAGCAGCGCCACGCCCACGUCGGUGGCGCCCAGCGUGGGGCCGCUGCCGGCCAGCACGGCGACUGGCGGCGGGGCGAGCGGCGCGGGCGCGGGCGGCGGCGGAGGCGGUGGCGGGGCGCUGUCGCGAGGCUCCACCAUUGACAGCGCCGACCUCGACUGGACCAUCCGCGACAACUGCGCCGUCGUGCCCAGCUACUCGGAGGCGCUGCUCAUGCUGCCCCCGCAGCCGCCCGCGCCGCCCACGCCCGCGCCCGCGGAGCUGCAG